GGCGGCGGCGGCGGCGGUGGCGGCCCUGCCGGGGGCCCCCCAGGAGCGGCGGCGGCGGCGGCGGCCUCGGCCUCCCCCGGCGCAGCCCGGAAAUGUCCGGCCGGCUGGAGAAAGCAGACUCUCAGCGUUCUCAUCUCUCCUCCUUCACCAUGAAGCUGAUGGACAAAUUCCACUCGCCCAAAAUCAAGAGGACGCCAUCCAAGAAGGGGAAGCCCCCCGAGGUGUCGGUGAAGAUCCCAGAGAAGCCAGCGAACAAAGAGGCAACAGGCAGAUUUCUGCGAGAGGGCUGCCCUCUCCCCUUGGAUCUGGAGCAGCAGGCAGAGUUUAUGUCCGCCAGUGCUGUGGCCUCCAGGUCUCAAAGUCAGAAGAACUGGCUGGGAGAGAAGGAGAAGGAGGUGGUCAGUGCCUUGCGCUACUUUAAGACCAUCGUGGACAAGAUGGCGAUUGACAAGAAGGUCCUUGAGAUGCUCCCGGGCUCUGCCAGCAAAGUGCUGGAGGCCAUCUUGCCUCUGGUACAGAGUGACCCUCGGAUCCAGCACAGCUCGGCCCUGUCCUCUUGCUACAGCCGCGUGUAUCAGAGUCUUGCCAACCUCAUCCGAUGGUCUGACCAGGUGAUGCUUGAGGGUGUGAACUCGGAAGAUAAGGAGAUGGUGACCAGUGUAAAGGGGGUCAUCAAGGCAGUGCUGGACGGAGUGAAGGAGCUGGUCAAGCUGACCAUCGAGAAGCAAGGGCACCCGUCUCCCACCAGCCCAGCCAAACCCAGCUCCCCAGCCUGCAGGUCUGAUGGAGGCCAGUCUGAGGUGCCGCUGACAGACCGGGAGAUGGAGAUCCUGAACAAGACGGCCAGCCUGCCCCAGCCCCCUGAGCUGCUCCCGGACGCUGUGGACGGGGAACCCGCACCCCCCAAACCUCCUUUACCUGGCAUCCGGGUGGUUGAUAACAGCCCCCCACCAGCACUGCCCCCCAAGAAACGGCAAUCUGCCCCAUCCCCGACGCGUGUGGCGGUUGUGGCCCCCAUGAGUCGAGCCACUAGUGGCUCCAGCCUGCCCGCUGGCAUCAAUAGACAGGACUUCGACGUGGACUGCUACGCGCAGAGACGGCUCUCAGGGGGCAGCCACUCGUAUGGCGGCGAAUCACCCCGCUUGUCCCCCUGCAGCAGCAUGGGCAAGCUCAGCAAGUCGGAUGAGCAGCUGUCGUCACUAGACAGGGACAGUGGGCAGGGCUCCCGGAACACUAGCUGCGAGACCCUGGACCAUUACGACCCCGACUACGAGUUCCUUCAGCAGGACCUCUCCGACGCCGAUCAGCUUCCCCAUCACUUGGCCUGCAACCUGAGCCCGCUGCCUGAGUCCGCGAGCGAGGCCUGCUCUCCCUUCCUGGGCUCUCCUUUCCAGCUGCCUCCAGGUGGCUGCUCCCCACUUCCGCUGCCAGACGCACCCCCCGACCUGCCGCCUGCCCUGCCUGAGAAGAAGCGCCGGAGCGCAGCCUCCCAGACCUCAGAGGGCUCCUCAGGCUGUCGUGUGUCCUAUGAGCGCCACCCAUCCCAGUAUGACAACAUCUCCGAGGCUGACCUGCGCAACCCGGGCACCUUCCCACCCUUCGCCGCCGUCCUCCCCUUCCCGCAGGGCGAAUUCACUGUGCCCGAGCCCCCUGGGGACUCGGAAAAGCCACCACCCCUCCCGGAGAAGAAGAACAAGCACAUGCUCGCCUACAUGCAACUGCUAGAGGACUACUCGGAGCCGCAGCCAUCCGUGUUCUACCAGACGCCGCAGAGUGAGCACGUUUACCAGCAGAAGAACCGGAUGCUCAUGGAGGUCUACGGCAUCACCGACUCCUUCAGUGGCGCCGAUGGCCCCCAGGAGCUCGCCCCACCCCCCGCCCUGCCCCCCAAGCAGCGGCAGCUGGCCUCCUAUGCUGCUUCUUCCUUCUCUGUCUCCUACUGUGUCCAGCAUACUAAAGUGGCCUUCACUCCCGAGGACGGCAGUGCCGCUCCGGGCCUCAGUGCGUCCGUCUCUAACUCCCUUCUCAGCCGGCACGGUGCCUUGGCCGUGCCCUCGCACAAGUCCGUGCUCAGGUCCUACUCACAGGGCUUCGUGCCGCCAAGCCAGGCUUCCGGGCAGCCUUUCCUGCCACCUACCUCCUCCUCCUCCUCUCCACACUUCCCUCCUGUCCACCAGUCUCAGAGCUCUGACUUAGAGGGGCCCACUGCGGCCGGCCUGUCCUCCAGCACCGUGGACGGGCCUCUCUCGGCUUCUCAGGAGAGCACCUUUCCCGGGAACGCUGCCUGCCGUGCUCCCGAAACCUCUCCCACUGCCUCGCCCCUGCCGCCUCCGGGUGGCCAUGCUGGUGAGGACACUGGGGAGGGGGACUACGUUGGUCUCUCCUCAGGCCACAGCGGUGAGGAGCCGGCCGGCCCUUGGGGUGAGUCUCCGGCCAUGAGAGACGGACACCCCCGAGGCUCCUCAUCGGCCAGCGGUGCCUCCGGGACAGAGAACAGAGAUGGCGGGGAAAGGCUGCCAUCAUCCCCAGAGGCCGCUGAGUCAGCGCAGUCGGAGGAGGAAGUGGACGAGUUGUCCCUCAUCGACCACAGUGAGAUCAUGGCCAGGCUGACGCUCAAGCAGGAGGGGGAUGACGGUCCUGAUGUCCGAGGCGGCUCAGGGGAUAUCCUGCUGGUACACGCUACUGAGACGGACAGGAAAGACUUGGUGCUGUAUUGUGAGGCCUUCCUGACCACCUAUCGGACCUUCAUCACCCCUGAGGAGCUCAUCAAGAAGCUGCAGUAUCGCUAUGAGAAGUUCUCUGCCUUUGCCGACACCUUCAAGAAGCGUGUGAGCAAAAACACGUUCUUCGUGCUGGUGCGUGUGGUGGACGAGCUCUGUCUUGUGGAGUUGACCGAGGAGAUCUUGAAGUUGUUGAUGGAGCUGGUCUUCCGGCUGGUGUGCAGCGGGGAGCUCAGCCUGGCCCGUGUGCUCCGGAAGAACAUCCUGGACAAGGUGGAGCAGAAGAAGCUGCUCAGAUGCGCCAACUCUGACCAGCCCCUGGCAGCCAGGGGUGUGGCAGCCCGGCCAGGGACCUUGCAUGACUUCCACAGCCAUGAGAUUGCAGAACAGCUCACGCUCCUGGACUCUGAGCUCUUCUAUAAGAUUGAGAUCCCUGAGGUUUUGCUGUGGGCCAAGGAACAAAACGAGGAGAAGAGCCCCAACCUGACCCAGUUCACGGAGCACUUCAACAACAUGUCCUACUGGGUCCGCUCCAUCAUCAUGCUGCAAGAGAAAGCCCAGGACCGGGAGAGGCUGCUUUUGAAAUUCAUCAAGAUCAUGAAGCACUUACGGAAGCUGAACAACUUCAACUCCUACCUAGCCAUCCUCUCUGCACUGGACUCUGCACCCAUCCGCAGGCUAGAGUGGCAGAAGCAGACGUCAGAGGGCCUGGCCGAGUACUGCACCCUGAUUGAUAGCUCCUCGUCCUUCCGCGCCUACCGAGCGGCCCUGUCGGAGGUGGACCCACCCUGCAUCCCUUACUUGGGCCUCAUCCUUCAGGAUCUGACCUUCGUGCACCUGGGCAACCCUGACCACAUUGAUGGCAAGGUCAACUUCUCCAAGCGCUGGCAGCAGUUCAACAUUCUGGACAGCAUGCGCUGCUUCCAGCAGGCGCACUACGACAUCCGAAGGAACGACGACAUCAUCAACUUCUUCAACGACUUCAGCGACCACCUGGCGGAGGAGGCACUCUGGGAGCUGUCCCUCAAGAUCCGGCCCCGCAACAUCACCCGCCGGAAGACAGAUCGUGAGGAGAAGACCUAGGGUGGCGGCGCCUGCACAGCGCCAAAGCUCCAGCCACGGCGGGCACGGCACAGCAGGCGGGCUGGUGGGCAGCCCUCGCGUGGGCACAGCGUGUCCGGGAGCCCGGCCCAGGCCAGUUUGUGACGGUGGUUUUGUUUUGGUUCUUUCCGCUUCCACGUCUUCCUCUCCCCGCCCCAGCUGCUGGGCCCGACCUGCUGAAACAGGCCACAGGCCUGCACCCCCGAGUCCCCCCAACAAAGGGGCUGGGGCUCUCAGGAAGGCGCACAUGCGGCCUUGGCUGGUGUCACUUGCCCCCCCACCCAGAAGUGGUGGGGUGUGACCUGUCCCUUCUCCCAGGGGGCAGGAGGAGAACCCGACCACCCACACGGCCCCCCAGUGAGGGGACUGGGGGGGUGCGUUCCUGCCUCGGGGCCAGGCCCCCCUCCGCUUGCUGUGUGCCUUAAAUGCGAGCUCCUGCCCCGUCGCUCACUCCACGGGCUCGGGCCACCGCCCCACUUGGACCUGCCCUCACUGCUGAAGUCCCUCGCUGUUGAGGUCGACAAUCGGAGAUGGGAUGUGCAGGGGGCGCUGAUUCACCUGAUUGGGCUCCACGGGCCAAGACGUGGCCGGGGCGAACCGGGAUCGGAUACAAGAGGCUCUGCGGCCUUCAGGGCCAAUCGUGUGGGGUUCGGGAGGAAGAUGCCACCUGGCACUUUGGAACCCUUCGCUGGAUCUGAACAGCUCAUUCCCCUGCCCCUCAUCGGCCCAAGCAGAGAGAGGUGGCUGCUGGACUGGGGACCCCCCCCCCCCCCGCGUCACUUUAUUAUUUAAUGAGCGUGUGUAGAGUCUGGGGUGUGGCAGUGUUGUGUGUGGGUUGGGGUUAAUGAGUUCUGCUUUUCCAAGUCCUCCCAUUUCAAGCUUCCCCCACUCCUUUUCCUUCAGGGCUCUGCCAGACCCGGCUGUUCUGACAGCUGGGCCAGAGGGGUCCCUGGAGAAACACGGUUUCUGCCUUCCCUGCCCCUCCCUUGGUGAGGCGUCGCUGCCCAAAGAUGCCAUGGCGUGGGCCGUACGUCUUUUAACUUAUUGCUGACCACGUCCCAUUCCCCUCCUGGCUGCAAGCUGCCAUCCCGCAUUGGCACUGCAGCUGCUGUGGGCCGAGCCAGGCCAGGUGGGGCCCAGCUAAUGGCGUCUGAGCAGGUGAGCCAGGAGCAGAACCCAAACUGAAACCGGAAAUGGUUCCGUGAAGGCUCAGGGCCUGUCAGGCCUUCCCAGUGUUACAUUGUAAUAUGCCCCCACUAACCCGGCAGAGAGCAACCCUUUCUGCAGAAAUUUGAGAUGUGUAACUUUUAUACAGAAGGGGAAUAAACAGCAAAAGCCAAA
Molecule: messenger RNA, 5162 nt
Organism: Suncus etruscus (white-toothed pygmy shrew)
Lineage: Eukaryota; Metazoa; Chordata; Mammalia; Eulipotyphla; Soricidae
Gene: RAPGEF1
Product: Rap guanine nucleotide exchange factor 1
Exons: 28
Coding region: 93-3803 (1236 amino acids)
Biological process (GO): Ras protein signal transduction; positive regulation of GTPase activity
Cellular component (GO): plasma membrane
Molecular function (GO): guanyl-nucleotide exchange factor activity
Source: RefSeq, a predicted model, not a curated record